AUGGCUGCCGGACGAUCAGAGCCAAGACGGCAAUCUUCGCAAGCUGCCAUUGGUCAAAUUUCUUUGGACGACGUGGAGCCUGUCGAUAUAGAGCUGCGAAACCUUAUCGUAAAGGUCAACACAGCACCUUCUGUCUUCGAGCCAGCUACAUAUCCGGAACUGUUUAAAAGAUUGGCGAGGAAGAACGGUACUGAUACAGAAAGCAAGACACUACUCAGCUCUAUCAAUGCGUCUUUUCAACCUGGCUCAUUGACUGCGAUUCUAGGUGGGAGUGGAUCGGGAAAGACAACGUUAUUAAACACGAUAGCUGAACGCAUGUUCUCUAGUAGGCUAUCUCAAAGUGGAUCUGCUACUUUCAAUGGAUGUGAGGGAGUGCAAUCUGUGAGGCAUGCUUAUGUUAUGCAGCAGGACAUAUUAUUACCAACAUUAACGGUUCGGGAAACUCUGAGAUAUUCAGCAGAGUUGCGCUUGCCUUCGUCUAUAUCAAGAAGUGACCGGAUGCGUGUGGUUGAGGAAGUCAUUCUUGAACUUGGCCUUAAGGAAUGUGCAGACACGAGAAUUGGUGAUAAUCAACAUAAAGGGUGUUCUGGCGGAGAGAAGAGACGAACGAGCAUAGGGGUUCAACUACUUGCAAAUCCAUCGGUUCUCUUCCUCGACGAGCCUACCACUGGCCUAGAUGCUACAAGCGCGCAUCAGCUUGUGAAGACAUUAAAGGACCUUGUUAGCAAAGGUCGAACCAUCAUAACCACUAUUCAUCAACCGCGCUCGGAAAUAUGGAAUCUCUUCGACAAUUUGGUCAUCUUAUCCCGUGGGGGUCCCGUAUACUCCGGUCCUAGGGAUGAAUGCGCACCGUGGUUCUUGAGUCUCGGCUUCGAACCACCACCUUUUGUCAACCCAGCUGAAUUCUACAUAGACCAUGCCGCUGUCGACAACCGAACGCCGGAGCUUGAGGAGGAGACUAUGGCUCGUGUAGAAGGACUCAAGACAGCAUGGAAUGAACAGGCGAUGGUAAAGUUCCGGUCAGCUAUGAGCGUAGACCCCGCAACUCCGACGAAAUCAACAAAACGUGCACAAGAACAGCAUGCUGGGUUGUCUCGUCAGAUCAGGGUUUUGACCGACAGAACACUCAAAGUAACAGUGCGGGAUCCCAUGGGAAUGGCGGGUGCUUUGGGUGAAGCUAUCUCCAUGGCUAUCAUCUCAGGCUACAUUUUCUAUGCUCUUCCCCGAGACCAGUCAGGCAUCCGAUCCCGGCAAGGCGCACUUUACACUUCUGUCGGUCUGCAAGGGUAUCUGUAUCUCAUGUUUGAAACGUAUCGACUCACUGUUGACAUACAUACGUUUGAUCGUGAACAUAGCGAAGGCUAUGUCACGGCACUCCCCUUCAUCUUGUCGCGACGGAUAGCUCGUUUCUUUACGGAGGACAUUCCUGUGCCGUUCUUUUACAGCAUUAUCUACUACUUCAUGGCUGGAUUCGAUCGUGAAGUGGGGAAGUUCUUCACAUUCUUUUCUAUCAUCCUCUUGAACCACUACAUUGCCAUUAUGUUGGCAUUGACCUGCGUGGCGGCUGUUCGACACUUUCCUGGCGCGAGUCUAAUUGGAAAUUUAGCAUACACACUGCAGAGUAUGGCAUGUGGCUACUUUAUACAAAGCAACACAAUUCCGGUUUAUGUUCGCUGGCUCAAGUAUGCCACUUACACAUACUAUGCUUUUGGGGCUUUAUGCGGGAAUGAGUUCGAAGGUAGCUUCUACGACUGCCCUCUUGAGGGGGGUGCUACGAGUUCAGGCUGUGUCUCAUACACAGGCACCUAUAUUAUGGACAAUCUCGGGUUCCCUCGAGAUUGGAUCAGACGACCAAUUCUAGCCAUGGCCGGGUUCUUGGGGCUGUUCUGCCUUACAUCAUGGUUCGGACUUGCCUUCCUGAAAGUUGAAAUGACUAUUGCACGUGCAAGAACUACCAACAAGGAUUUAUCAGUCGGCAAGGAAAAGAUGAAUGAAAGAUCCGUACAGGAAGUGCGGGCUAUUGAUGUUGGGCUGGAAAAUUUUGGGCUGGCGCUGGAUAAGCGAUCAUCAACAGCAAAAAAGCUGCCAACGAAAACGAUCCUGAACCAUGUGAACGCGAAUUUCCAAGCCGGCCAGCUCAACAUUAUCAUGGGCCCAUCAGGCAGUGGGAAGACUAGUAUGCUCAAUGCGAUGGCGCUGCGACUCAAAAACUCCUUCAGUACAAAGUACCGGCUAUCCGGGAAACUCACCUUCAAUGGAGCGGUUCCUUCCGACUCAGUCAUCCGGUCUGUUGUCUCUUACGUGUGUCAGGACGACGACGCAUUGCUACCUUCACUCACCGUCCGCGAAACACUGUGCUUUGCGGCAGGGCUACGUUUGCCAUCAUGGAUGGGCAAGCAACAAAAGGUCGAUAAGGCUGAAGAAAUCCUACUAAAGAUGGGCCUGAAGGAUUGUGCGGACAACCUUGUGGGCAACGAUCUGGUCAAGGGCAUCUCGGGCGGCGAGAAACGGCGUGUCAGCAUUGCUGUACAGAUUUUGACAGAUCCUCGGGUACUCCUUCUGGAUGAGCCUACUUCUGGACUCGAUGCUUUCACUGCCAAUAGCAUCAUGGAAGUCCUCGAUGGUCUAGCCAACGAAGGCCGAACGCUAAUUUUAACUAUACACCAAGCGAGGUCGGAUCUCUUUGAGCACUUCGGCAAUGUGCUUUUACUCGCCCGUGGGGGGUCACCAGCAUACGCGGGGUCUGCAAGGGACAUGCUCGAAUAUUUCGGCAAGCUUGGCUAUCAGUGCCCGCAACACACCAAUCCCGCAGACUAUGCAUUGGAUCUCAUUACCAUUGACUUGCAAGAGGAAAAACGAGAGGCCGACAGUCGAGAGAAGGUCAAAAGGCUGAUUCAGGCUUGGCAAGAGCACGCUGAGGGGCGGCUCGAGAAAGAGGGCACCACUUCAUUGAGUAAAGCUACACUUGCAACUCCUGCGGAGCUUGGCGCUAUGGUGCAGAAGCGCGCAUCGUUUGCAACAGCGCUGCCUUUGCUAAUGCGCAGGGCCAUUAUCAAUAUUCGGCGACAGCCUCCAUUGAUACUGGCAAGAAUCAUGCAGGUCCUGGGCCUUGCGCUGGUGCUCUCGCUCUUCUUUGCGCCUCUACAUAACGACUAUCCGAGUAUUCAGAACCGUGUGGGUUUCGUCCAAGAGGUGGGCGCGUUCUACUUUGUUGGCAUGCUCCAGAAUGUUGCGGUUUACCCAGCAGAACGCGAAGUCUUCUAUCGCGAGGAUGACGACGCCGUCUACAGCAUCGAGGCGUUCCUGGCUACUUACACGAUCCUCGAGGUUCCCUUCGAGAUCAUUUCGUGCUUCGUCUUCGGCGUACUUGCGGAUCUGGCUGUCGGGUUCCCCCGCACGGUCGAGAUGUACUUUGUUUGCGUCUUCUGCUGUUUCGCGAUCGUAAAUUGUGGUGAGAGUCUUGGCAUCAUGUUCAACACAUUGUUCAACCACACCGGCUUCGCUGUCAACGUCAUUUCGGUAUUGCUGAGUGUGGCACAGACGAUAUCAGGUAUCAUGUCGAUCGAUAUGCCCGAGCUGUUCAAGGCAUUCAAUUACAUCAGCCCCAUCAAAUAUGCGGUCGCAGCACUAUCGCAUUAUAGUCUGAAAGGCGUGCAGUUCACUUGCAAUGAUACGCAGAAGUUGCCGAAUGGUGAGUGUAUCAUUGCGACGGGUGAGCAGGUUUUGGAUUUGUACAAGUUGAACGUCAAUGGGCCAGUAAAUCUUGGGGCACUGGCGGCUGUUGUUGUGAUUUACAGGCUGGUCGCUUGGGCAUUAUUGCGAAUAGUGAGGACGAGAUGGAAGAGUGUUGUUGAGAAGACCAGGACGGCAUAG
Truncatella angustata is the source of this 3873-nucleotide messenger RNA. Its product is annotated as P-loop containing nucleoside triphosphate hydrolase protein. Gene Ontology annotation, cellular component: membrane. NCBI's taxonomy places the organism in Eukaryota, Fungi, Ascomycota, Sordariomycetes, Amphisphaeriales, Sporocadaceae. Gene Ontology annotation, molecular function: ATP hydrolysis activity; ATP binding; ABC-type transporter activity. The transcript has 4 exons. The coding region runs from base 1 to 3873 and encodes 1290 amino acids. The record is from RefSeq and is a predicted model, not a curated record.